Vanessa atalanta (red admiral) is the source of this 2313-nucleotide messenger RNA. It is a transcript of the gene wls, whose product is annotated as protein wntless. NCBI's taxonomy places the organism in Eukaryota, Metazoa, Arthropoda, Insecta, Lepidoptera, Nymphalidae. Gene Ontology annotation, molecular function: Wnt-protein binding. The coding region runs from base 101 to 1732 and encodes 543 amino acids. Gene Ontology annotation, cellular component: endomembrane system; organelle membrane. The record is from RefSeq and is a predicted model, not a curated record. The transcript has a single exon. Gene Ontology annotation, biological process: intracellular protein transport; Wnt signaling pathway; Wnt protein secretion.
AUUAGCGUCCGACUCGAAGCUAGACAACAAUGGAAUGCGGUCGAUUAUUGUAAGCGAGUUUUUGUUUUGAAAUUAUUUUAGUUCGAGUGUUUUAACGAAAAUGACUGGAACAAUUAUUGAAAAUUUAAGCGGCAGAAAGCUAGCAGUGUUAGUGACGUUUCUUUUAUUGUGUCAAAUAACAUGUUUUUUGAUCGGUGGGCUGGUCGCACCCAUGCCCGCAAACGUACAAAAUAUUCUCGGCACCGUGUGUAAAGAUACAUCAAUAAUGAAAAAUGAUACUACAAAAUGGUUCUACAAUCGCGGUAAAGGUAAAUGCAAGUCUGUUGACCUUGGAGAGACUCGACACGAUGUUUCCGAGAGAGACAUCGUAUUUGCAUUUCAAAUGCCGAUUCCCCGUGAGGGCGAAACCUACGACUAUUCGAGAUGGCAGCAGAAUUUAAUCGGUGUGUUACAAAUCGACAUCGGAUACCAUUCACAAAUGGAAGUCAAACCACGCAGCACAAUAACAAUAGACGCGCGAUUGGCGUACAGAAAUAAAGAAGAUCCUGAUUACGACUGGAAAUUAUACACUCAAUCGGUCGAAAAAAGAGUAUUAGACUGCGACAUCGACAUAAAAACUGAAGAUUACUUAUAUAAUUGCUCUCAUAUACCGUUGUUUGAGCUCGGUUCUUUGUAUCACGAUUACUAUUUGCUAAACAUUCGAUUGCCGAUCGACACUCCCGACAUGAACGCACAUAUUGGUCACAUACAAGACAUGUGGGUGACUGUUAUAAAUCAAAAUGGAGGCUUUACUAAGGUGUGGCUGUCUCUAAAAACUGUAUUUUUUCCUUGUAUAAUUGGUAUAUUGGUUUGGUUCUGGCGAAGAAUACACAUGUUAGAGCGGAAACCUGUACUCUUAGAAAAGAUGCUUCUCACUUUGGGUAUAGCUUUAUGUUUUCUGAAUGCACCUUUUGAGUAUCUUACACUCCAAUUUGAUUUACCCUUCAUGUUAUUAUUAGGGGAUAUAAGACAAGGGGUUUUUUAUGCUACAUUGUUCUCAUUUUGGCUUAUAUUUGCUGGAGAGCAUAUGUUAAUCCAAGAUGCAUCAGCGCAAAGUUCUUUAAAGCAGUAUUGGAGACAUUUGAGUGCGGUAGCAAUGGGUUGCAUCUCACUUUUUAUAUUUGACAUGUGCGAGAGAGGUGUCCAAUUGCGAAACCCAUUCUAUUCCAUCUGGGUUACUGACUUGGGUACUAAUUUAGCUUUAACAUUCAUCAUACUUGCUGGAAUCUCGACUGGAGUGUAUUUCUUGUUUUUGUGUUACUUGGUAUGGCAGGUGUUUAUAAAUAUAUCCCAAAAAAGGCAGUCUCUUCCUACAAUGUGUUCUGUACGUCGUUUGCAUUAUGAAGGAAUUAUAUACCGUUUCAAAUUUUUGAUGUUAGCGACUUUGAUAUGUGCUGCUCUUACCGUAAUUGGUUUCAUUUUGGGACAAGUGGCUGAAGGCCAAUGGAAAUGGGAUGAAAAUAUUGAACUUGAAUACACUUCAGCAUUCUUUACUGGUGUAUAUGGGAUGUGGAAUAUUUACAUAUUCUCAUUGCUUGUGUUGUAUGCACCAAGUCACAAACGCUGGCCAGUUAAUGAUAACACUUCUGAUACACAAAACUUGAGCGAGGAAAUUGAAUUUAGAGGUUUGCCGAAUGAGAGGAGCGAGAUUUCUUCAUUGACUUCAUUUAUUAGAAAGACCACGAUUGAUUAAAAAAUCAUAUAAUUGAGAAAUCUCAUAACUUUAAAUACUUUAUUUUUAAGUAGAAAUGUAAUUUUAAAACAUUGAAAUCUUGUAACUGAGCCUCUUUUUAGUUUAAGUUUAAACAGUAUUAAUAAUAUGUUUGUACUCAAAUAUUAGUCAUCGGACAUACUCUUUAGGAAGGCCUUUUCUAAUGCUUGUAGUCUAACUUAGUUUUACCUCAAACAAAUAUGUCUUAGUCUUAGAAUUAAUAUUAUUGUAAUUUGUAUUCAAAAUUGCCGUUUAUUGUAGUUGUAUGUUAUAAUAUUACACUGUUGUAUGAAAAUGAGUCAUUGUAAGCUUUAAAGAUGUGAACUCAGGUAAAUAUUUGAGUCAUAAAAUUCCUUAGUUGGGCGAGACGGCGGUUUUCGACCUUGAAUGUAUUUUUUUAUAACUUAAAGUGCUUCCAAAUUGAUGUCGUAUUUGGAUCUUGCCAUUUUAAACUACUUAAUUUUCUCUGUGAUAAGCGUUUUUGAUAACUUUUUAAUUUAUUUUUAUAUUGGUAGUUUUAAACUUUUUACUAUGUUGCCAGCAUUACUUUAACUGUUUAACUA